CCAAUUUCAUGUCACUGGAUCCAGUUUCACGGCGUCGUUCAGAACUUCUGCUGGCGUAUGGUUUGAUUUUGAAGAAAGGGAGAUAGGCGAGAGCCUAGAGCGACGAGACGAAGCAAAGCACAGAAUGAGUAACGAAACUCCCAAGCUCUAUGUUCACAAACCUAAGAAAGCUCAACUGAAGAAACAUCUACAACAACAACAACAACAACAAUCGCGUCCUUCUCCGUCACCGGUAUCAUCCUCAUCGUCAAUGGCUAGUCAAUCUACUACUGUGUCUUCUUCGUCUUCGAGCGUUCCUCCGGCGCCACCGAAGGAGUCAUUUGCACGCCGCUAUAGGUUCCUUUGGCCUCUUCUCCUUGCCGUCAAUUUUUCCGUGGGAGCUUACCUUUUCAUGAGAACCAAGAAGAAGGAGAACAUUGAGGAAGAGGUGGCAGCCGCCAUUUCUCCUCCUCCGUCUGCCGCUCUUGGAAAUACAUCAACAUCCGCUCCUGCUGUUAUCGAACCGGUGAAAUUACUCGAACCAAUACCAUUGGAUCAGCAGCGCGAGCUUUACAAGUGGAUGUUGGAGGAGAAAAGGAAAUUGAAGCCAAAGGAUCCCGAGGAGAAAAAGAGAAUCGAUGAAGAAAAAGCCAUUCUGAAAAAAUUCAUUCGAGCAAAAUCCAUCCCGUCUUUGUGACCAUAGGUUGGUAAUUGGUUCACGUUCAUUCUCGAAUUGUAUAUUUAGGUAGCGUUUGGAGUGCAAAUGGAACUGAACUGGAUGGGAUAUGAUUGAUAGGUUUGUCCAGAGUUUGGUAUGACUAAAACAAGACCGGAUUAAUUGUCUGUUUUGUGUUUGGUAAGCGGACAAGACAUGACGAAUUCGUUAAAAUGACUAGAUUGCCCCUGAA
Molecule: messenger RNA, 887 nt
Organism: Cynara cardunculus var. scolymus (artichoke)
Lineage: Eukaryota; Viridiplantae; Streptophyta; Magnoliopsida; Asterales; Asteraceae
Exons: 3
Coding region: 125-676 (183 amino acids)
Source: RefSeq, a predicted model, not a curated record